AUGUGGUUGGCUGUGGUCCAUCUGCUGCUGGUGACCGAAGCCCUAGCGUUUAACAUCAGCAACUUGAUCUCACCAUUCAGCGAUGUGGUCCAAGUUCGCUACCCAUCUCGCAAAUCACAUGUGCGUCGUCAGCGCGCCAUACCCUCGUCCGUGCCGUUCCCUUGCGAGGACGCGCUCUCCUGGGGCCGUAGUCCUCAGCGGCCUACCUCAGUGCAUCGGUUAAGGCCGGGAGACAUUGAUGUGGUGGCCGCCAUCGGGGACUCCUUGGUCGCUGGCAGUGGAGCGCUUGAAGAGUUCGCGUUAGGAGCAUUUGUGGAGUAUAGGGGUGUUUCCUGGUGUGCAGGCGGUGAUGCGACAUGGCGGGAGUAUCUAACAUUACCAAAUAUCCUGAAGGAGUUCAACCCCAACCUGAAGGGGUUCUCCACGGGUACCGGCGAGUGGCUCAACAAGAACGCCAAGUUCAACGUCGCCUUCCCCGUGGCUUCCGACGAGGACGCCUUGAAACAAGCUAAGAUCCUGGUAGCUCGAAUGCGGUCAUCACCAGAAAUCGACAUGGAGAACGAUUGGAAGAUGGUGACGGUGUUCAUAGGAGCCAAUGAUCUGUGCUCGGCGUCCUGUCUCAAUCCUGUCUCCUGGUCUCCCGCCGCGCAUGCCAAGAAGCUGGCUAUAGCAUUGGACUAUCUACACAAACAUCUGCCUAGGACUAUCGUUAACUUGGUACCAGUAUUAGAUGUAUCAGUAUCGAUCCGCGUGCUCCGUCCGAUGAUGUGUCGCCUGAUGCACUCGUUGUUCUGCACGUGCUUCCACCAGGGAGGCAAUGAGUUCUACGACCUCGUGCGCAUGGCCAGGCUCUACCAGAAGGCAGAGACGGCGCUGGUGGAGAGCGGGCGGUACUGGUCGGACGAGCAGUUCUCGGUGGUGGUGCAGCCGUUCAUGCGGCUGUUCAACGCGCCGCUGCCGCCGCCCGCGCCGCUGCCGCUCGUCAUCCACCAGUCAUACAUCACGCACGACUGCUUCCACUUCUCGCAGAAAGGACAUGCUCUCGCGGCGAACCUCCUGUGGAACAACCUCCUAGAGCCAGUGGGCAACAAGUCCGACAACGUGCCUCCGAUCCUCCUCCGUUCCUUCCGCUGUCCCUCCCGGAAUGCUCCAUACUUCUUCACCAGCAAGAACUCCCGCUCCUACCUCCUCACUGGCAAGCAGGACGGAGCUGACGAUGUCUUCUUAUGA
Molecule: messenger RNA, 1230 nt
Organism: Spodoptera littoralis (African cotton leafworm)
Lineage: Eukaryota; Metazoa; Arthropoda; Insecta; Lepidoptera; Noctuidae
Source: the annotation of a GenBank genome assembly